GUCAAGUGUAGUAUGACUUUAAUGAGUUCUGCAAGUGUAAAGCCAAUAAAGACGACUCAUUCUUUCAACUCCUACUUCGAACUCUCUCAUUUCCUUCACUCAGAUCCAGAUGUAAACGACAAAAGUAAGAAGUCUUAGAAGGUUCUGGCAUGACAGUGAGGUUCGUGUAAUUGGGUUGAUUGAGUUGCACUGUUGCAGUUUGAUUGGGUUGGUCCGAAAGGAAUGGAAGAAAUACAGUCCCAAUCGGAUAACUAUCGAUCAUCUUCUUCAUCAGCAAGUAGUCCUUCAAGUCGGGUGCCUUCCAGUAAUUUUUUUUAUUUGAGAAAACCAGGUUCUCUGAGACAACCCAUCUCAUUCGAGGACUCUCCCGAGUGGGAUGACACUGAAAUUGAUGUACGUGUGGAUGAAGGAGGCGACUCAAUCAAUGUUGCAACUACCACUGCAUCUCCAUCUCUGUCCAAAUUCAACAGUGGCUCAUUUCCAUCCCCACCAUUGCCGGAUCCAUCGACUGUUGCAAGGAAAAUUGCAGGGGCAUCUGUCGUGUGGAAGGACUUGACUGUUACAAUGAAGGGGAAGAGGAAGUACUCUGAUAAGAUCUUAAAGAGUUCGAAUGGUUAUGCUUUGCCAGGGACGCUAACAGUUAUCAUGGGUCCUGCCAAAUCUGGAAAAUCCACGCUGCUAAGAUCGAUUGCAGGUAGGUUGCCUGGGUCAGCCAAAGUGUAUGGUGAAGUGUUCAUAAAUGGGGCAAAAUUGCACAUGCCAUAUGGUUCAUAUGGUUAUGUGGAGAGGGAAUCCACACUGAUUGGAUCCCUUACUGUGCGGGAGAUGAUAUACUACUCUGCACUUCUACAACUUCCUGGAUUUUUCUCUCAGAAGAAGAGUGCGGUGGAGGAUGCAAUCAUUGCUAUGUCUUUGGGUGAUUAUGCAAACAAAUUGAUUGGUGGCCACUGUUACAUGAAGGGUCUUUCUAGUGGUGAGAGAAGGCGUGUCAGCAUUGCCAGGGAGCUUGUAAUGAGACCACACAUCUUAUUCAUAGAUGAACCUCUUUAUCAUCUUGACAGUGUGUCUGCACUUCUGAUGAUGGUGACUUUGAAGAAACUUGCAAGUACAGGUUGCACUCUUAUUUUUACCAUGUACCAGAGUAGCACAGAAGUAUUUGGCCUCUUUGAUAGGAUCUGUCUGCUUUCAAAUGGAAAUACAUUAUUUUUUGGAGAAACACUAGCUUGUCUGCAGCAUUUCUCAAAUGCCGGGUUUCCUUGCCCAAUAAUGCAAAGCCCCUCUGAUCACUUUCUACGUGCGAUAAAUACGGACUUUGACAGAAUUAUAGCCAUGUGUAAAAAUUGGCAGGAUGAUCAGGGGGAUUUUUCAUCAGUAAAUAUGGAUACUGCUGUUGCAAUACGCACCCUUGAAGCAACAUAUAAAUCAUCAAAUGAUGCGGCUGCCGUUGAGUCCAUGAUACUGAAACUCACAGAGAAGGAAGGUCCACUUCUCAAAAGCAGAGGCAAAGCAAGUAGUGCUACACGUGUAGCGGUUUUGACCUGGAGGUCUUUAUUAAUCAUGUCAAGGCAAUGGAAAUACUUUUGGCUUCGGCUGAUUAUUUAUAUGCUUCUCGCACUCUCUGUUGGUACAAUCUUUUCCAACCUAGGUCAUUCCUUGUCAACUGUAGUGGUCAGAGUUGCUGCAGUAUUUGUAUUUGUGUCAUUUACCUCCCUGCUAAGCAUUGCUGGGUUACCUGCUCAUAUAAAAGAAAUUAAGAUAUACAUUCAUGAAGAAUCAAAUAAGCAUUCGGGAGUGCUAGUUUUCCUACUCGGGCACCUUCUCUCCAGCAUUCCCUUUCUGUUCCUCGUAUCGAUUUCAUCGAGCGUUGUUUUUUAUUUUCUUGUGGGGCUACGAGAUGAGUUUAGCCUGUUGAUGUACUUUGUGCUGAAUUUCUUCAUGUGCCUGCUAGUAAAUGAAGGACUUGUGCUGGUUGUAGCUUCUAUUUGGCAAGAGCUUUUCCAAAGCAUUUUGAUGCUGGUGUCCGUUCAUGUGAUAAUGAUGCUUGCGGCAGGCUACUUUAGAAUUCGUAACCAAUUGCCUGAACCAGUAUGGAAGUAUCCAUUAUCCUAUAUUGCUUUCCAUACAUAUUCUAUACAGGGAAUCCUGGAGAAUGAAUACAUUGGGACUUCCUUCGCAGUUGGGCAGGUAAGGACCAUUUCCGGGGUACAGGCUCUUCGCAGUGCUUAUGACAUCUCACCUAGUAGUAAUGCGAAGUGGGGAAAUUUAUUGAUCUUGUUUCUAAUGGCAAUUGGGUAUCGCAUUAUCUUGUUUGUCUUGCUAACUUUUCGGGCAAGAAAAAACAUGUAUGCCUGUAAUAGGUUUUACAGGUGUAACAGAAAAACAGCUACAGCAAGAUGAAGGUACUUGUUCUAAAAAAUUCUAGUCUUGUUAAGCUCUGUAGCUUGAUUAGGUUCUGUUAUGUUUUGUAGCAUUUUAAAAUCAGAAACCUGUGAUGUAGGAUAAAUCUUUAUGGUGUCAAAACAUGCUCCAUUUCUUAUUGUUUUAUAAUGGAAUAGAUAAGUU
Molecule: messenger RNA, 2562 nt
Organism: Telopea speciosissima
Lineage: Eukaryota; Viridiplantae; Streptophyta; Magnoliopsida; Proteales; Proteaceae
Product: ABC transporter G family member 3
Exons: 12
Coding region: 223-2397 (724 amino acids)
Cellular component (GO): membrane
Molecular function (GO): ATP binding; ATP hydrolysis activity; ABC-type transporter activity
Source: RefSeq, a predicted model, not a curated record